Messenger RNA from Salvelinus sp. IW2-2015, 5177 nucleotides. The record is from RefSeq and is a predicted model, not a curated record. NCBI's taxonomy places the organism in Eukaryota, Metazoa, Chordata, Actinopteri, Salmoniformes, Salmonidae.
UCUGUAGAAGCUAGCUCCCUGCGUAUUUCUCUGUGUCUAGAAGCUAGCUCAUCUACUCUCUCUGUGUGUAUAGAAGCUCCUUACUGCUAUACUACUGUUACUUACCUACAGACAGACAGGCAGGCAGGCAGGCCUCUCAGAGCUACUGUUAUUCCGCUCUCCUCUGGGCCAGCUGGGAGUCAGGAAGGAACCAGGGAGGAAUUUGGGGAGUGCCAUUUUAAGGUUUCCUAUAUUUUCUCCUUCCUCUUUCAGCACCAGAACAACACAACAGAGACAGGAGCUAACUGGCUGUAGUUACAGGGAAACGAGCUCUAUGCUGUAUCUACUGUGUCAAGUGAUCAGAGGAGAGAGAAAAUGACAGCCAGGAGGGAGGACAGAAAGAGGGGGUAAAGGAGGAGGCGAUCCCAGCGUUCAUUGUGGUCUGUUUGUGAACAGAGUGGUCUGCUGGUGUUCUGCUCCUUCAGAGGAGAGGAGAGGAGAUUGAGUGAUCAGUUGAAUUGAAGUGUCUCUGAGGAGAGAUUACCGACUGAGCCUCAGCCGAGCCCAGCUCAUGAAAGAUGAGUCCAGACUGAGGGCAGAUAGCCUACAGGCUGUGGUGGUGGUGAAGARGUGAAAGGUGAAGAGGUGCUUGUCCUCUCUCUCCCUGUGAAUGUCUGUCGCCAUGGCGAAGCGUGAGACGGGCAGCACCAGCCCAGUGGUCCGGCAGAUAGACAAACAGUUCCUGGUCUGCAGCAUCUGUCUGGACCACUACCACAACCCUAAAGUCCUGCCCUGCCUACACACCUUCUGUGAGAAAUGCCUACAGAACUACAUCCCCCCUCAGUCUCUGACACUAUCGUGUCCAGUGUGUCGUCAGACGUCCAUCCUGCCAGAGAAGGGCGUGGCCGCGCUGCAGAARAACUUCUUCAUAACCAACCUGAUGGAGGUGCUGCAGAGGGACCCAGAGUGUUCUCCUCCAGAGGCCUGCAGUGUGCUGGAGUCAGUCAGUGCUGCUGCCGCCUGCCAGCCGCUCUCCUGCCCCAACCACGAGGGCAAGGUGAUGGAGUUCUACUGUGAGUCGUGUGAGACUGCCAUGUGUCUGGAGUGUACUGAGGGAGAGCACAGGGAACAUGUGACUGUCCCUCUGAGAGAUGUCUUGGAGCAACAGAAAGCAGCCCUUAAGACCCAGCUGGAUGCCAUACGCAACAGGCUGCCCCAGCUGAGGGCUGCUAUAGAGCUGGUAGGGGAGAUCUCCAAGCAGCUGACUGACAGGAAGAACGAGGCGGUGACAGAGAUCAGCAGUACCUUUGAGGAGCUAGAGAGGGCGCUACACCUCAGGAAGACCACCCUCAUCACUGACCUGGAGAACAUCUGCUGCACCAAGCAGAAGGUGCUCCAGGCCCAGCUCUCUUCUCUCCUGCAGGGUAAGGACAACAUCCAGAGCUGCAGUAGUUUUACGGAGCAGGCUCUGAGCCAUGGCAGUGCUACAGAGGUUCUGCUGGUCCAGAAACAGAUGGGGGAGAGGGUCAGCGCCCUGGCUCGACACACCUACCCAGAACAGCCCCAUGAGAACGGCCAUCUUGACUGCCAGGUGGAGACAGAGGGUCUACGUCGUUCUAUCCAGAACCUGGGCGUGCUCAUCACAACGGGAGCCAUUGGCCACACCUCCGUCGCCACGGGAGAAGGACUACGCCACACACUGGUUGGCCAACACACCACUGUCACAGUGACGACCAAGGACAAGGACAGCGAGCUGGUGAAGACGGGCAACGCGGCGCUGCGGGCCGAGAUUAUGUCGGUGGACGGGGCGGUAACCACGGAGACAGAGGUGGUGGAUAAUAAGAAUGGGACGUAUGAGGUGGGCUAUACCAUGCGCUCUGAGGGGGAGUUCUCCUUCUCUCUCCUCCUGUACGACCAGCCGGUCAGGGGCAGUCCGUUCCGGCUGCGUGCGGUCAAGCCCUCGGARGUCCUGCAGUCUCCAGACGAUGUGAAGAGGAGGGUGAAGAGUCCUAGUGGGACGGGGGGCCACAUCAGACAGAAGGCUGUGAGGAGACCCUCCAGUAUGUACAGCACCACCAAGAAGAAGGAGAACCCCAUCGAGGAUGAACUCAUCUACAGAGUCGGAACCAGAGGGAGAGAUAAAGCAGAGUUUACAAACCUCCAGGGAAUCUCCACCUCCAGCAACGGACGCAUCGUAGUGGCUGACAGCAACAACCAGUGUAUACAGGUGUUCUCCAACGAUGGGGCAUUCAAGCUGAGGUUUGGGGUCAGGGGUCGGUCGCCGGGGCAACUGCAGCGCCCCACGGGGGUCACUGUGGAUAUGAACGGUGACAUCAUUGUGGCCGACUACGACAACCGCUGGGUCAGCAUCUUCUCCUCCGACGGGAAGUUCAAGAGUAAGAUCGGGGCGGGUCGUCUGAUGGGCCCUAAAGGAGUGGCGGUGGACAGGAACGGACACAUCAUCACCGUGGAUAACAAGGCCUGCUGUGUGUUCAUCUUCCAGGCCAAUGGGAAGCUGGUCACCAAGUUUGGAGCCAGGGGGACAUCAGACAGACAGUUCACAGAAAAAAGUGGUACAAACAUUUCACUGGAACCCAAGCUGAGUAAAUCUGGCCCUGCGUUCAGUCCCCACUUUGUGGCGAUCAACAACAAAAAUGAGAUUGUGGUAACAGACUUCCACAACCAUUCAGUGAAGGUGUACAGUGCAGACGGGGAGUUCCUGUUUAAGUUUGGUUCCCAUGGCGAGGGGAACGGACAGUUCAAUGCCCCGACAGGCGUUGCCGUGGACGCCAACGGGAACAUCAUCGUUGCCGACUGGGGGAACAGCAGAAUACAGGUGUUUGAUAGUUCCGGGUCGUUCCUGUCCUACAUCAACACCACAGCAGACCCUCUCUAUGGUCCACAGGGCCUGUCUCUCACCUCUGAUGGACACGUGGCUGUGGCUGACUCUGGCAACCACUGCUUCAAGGUUUACCGCUACCUGCAGUAGGUWGAACCAUUGCUUUAGGGACGGUCUGUUGCAGGCCUACCACUAUCAGGSUGCGUCCCAAAUGGCCCCCUAUUCUAUUCAUAGUGCACUACUUAUUAACAGAAACCCAUAGGGCUCUGGUCAAAAGUAGUGCACUAUAUAAGGAAUAGGUUGCCAUUUGGGAUGUACCCCAGAUCUGCGCCGGACAGACAAACCAACCACAGCCUGACCUGGGUCAAAAAAAUAGGUCAAAUACUUGAAAGUAUUUUAAGUGUUUGGGAUGUGCUUGAUUUACCUAUUUAUUUGAGUUUGCACUUUUGGGACUGUUCCAUUGGUUCAGGCAAACCAAAUCAAGUGCAGCACUUGAAGUAUUGGAAAGUAUUUGAUCUAAUGUAUGUAUUUUUGCCCCUAGGUCAGAGCACGUGCUAGCACUGAGCAACGACACAAACCAAUGUACUAUACAUAAUAUACAGGUGCAAUGAUCUUUCCAAUAGCUGUCCCUUUGAUUUGCACAUCUGAUCAGAUCCACCUCAUCCAGUUAGUGUUCUCUGAACCCCCCCAACAUCAUGAAGUGACAAUAUAACCCCAGUUUACUCCUCCAUGUGGUGUGUUAAUGGAGUUUACUGAGUCUGAAAUGGCACCCUAUUCUUUGUGUAGUUCACUACUUUUGACCAGGGCCCAUUGGGCUCUGGUCAAAAGUAGUGCACUAUGUUGGGAAUAAGGUGCCAUUGUGUGUAGAGUGUAUUUACCUCUUUGUUCAGUCAUUGAUGUAAAACUACAAGGAGGUAUGAAGGAGGUAUGAAGUGUGUAUAUACUGUAACUGAUAUUAGGAGACCAGAUCAGUGAUAGAUUGAAGUACAUGUAUAAUAAUUGAGCCAUGUUGUGAAGGAGCUCGUCCCAAUGCAUGAAGUUUUAUCUUUACCUUGUUAACUCAGACGUGACGAKAUAACAGUGGAGUUUAUGAACUGUUUCUUCGCCAUGGUCUAAGUGCAACGAAAAAUGUGCUUACAGUGAAACCAACCAARGACGCAAAGCAAAAGCUUUUGAAACAUAAUUUCUCUUUCAGGUGUAUCUAAGAACAAACUGACUUAACCUAAAGCCAUCUCACAUAUAAAAGGUCAUCACCAUCUGUGCAUUGAUUUGCUGUAUGAACUGUGUAUGCAUAACUGUAUACUGUGUAUAAUGGAUCAUUAUGCAGCUUAUCUGUGCUUUGAUUUUAAAACAUAUKUUUUGGUUAUUCCGAGAACAGCAGUCUAGCAUUCCAGCGUUUCUAUGUAUGGCAGCUGUCCUAAYGUGUGCUUUUUAAAUCAGMAGUUCAGCUGGAGAAGAGAUGUGUCAUGAUUAUUGCAUAUGUGAGCAGCAGAAUUAUUAUAAUCUUUGUUAAUAUCUGUUCUUUUUAAAAAGGAAAAAAAUUCUAAAUUGAAUUGCUAAUUUAUUUUAUUUUAUACACUAGUUCAGCAUUUACAAAUUAUUUUUCUAAUUUGAUGUUUUYUUUUUUAGAAAUUCACGCCUUUGUCAUUUGUCUCCAUAUAUAGUAAAAAACCCUAGCCACUUUGAGGGGAUUAGUAGAACAAACAGUGAGGAUUUAGAAUUUGAAAGAUUUGAUUUGCCAAAAAAUACAUAGAAGUGGGUUUUGAAUUGUGACAAGUUGGAGUACAUAUUGUAAACCAAUACCCAUGAUUAUAUUACUGAGUGUUAUUGAACAUGAAAAACUACAUUAGAUAUUUGACUAACAUCUGGGUUUCAGUCUUAAAUAAACACUGUCAACAGUAGAUUUACCAUUUAUAUAGUUUGUUUUCAGAAGCCACAGUGUGAAUGUAUCAACAGCUUCAGCGUGUGUUAAAGGACUAGAGUUACAAUGUUUCAUUGCCUGGUUAUCACAGUUCAUAGCAUUUCUUUACUGGGUUAUAACAGUUCAUUACCAAUUUAUAACAAUAUUGUCCUGAGGGAAACAUUAGCAUUAGAUGAGCAAUAGUGCUCUCACUCCCCCUGGUGUUCACCACUGUAACAACACAGCACCCUUGGUGCCAAAAUAGAGUCCCUAUAACCUCUCUGACGUCAUUAUGCCAAACAGCAGCCAGACAGACUGUGUAGCCAAUCACGGGUUGUUUUAUUAAGGAGUAUUAGACACAUCACUAUCUGUAUCUUUGUGUUUCAAAAAUAUGUCACUCAAUCUUCUUUCUAUUUUCUCUGUGAAUAUGCACUGGUAAUAAAAGCACAUGGUUUAUGA